CACUGUUGGAAGGUGGUAAUGAAUCACUGAGAGGGAAAACCACUGAGGCGGUUUGUGUGAGAGCCCGGAUGUGUAUCACACACACGUACAACUUGUAAGAUAAAAACAGCACACGUGAUUCACAGUGAAAUAUACACGAAGUAUUACAUGUACAGAGAUAAACUUUCCUAUUCUAUACGACAAAGACAGGAUUUAAACCGACGUUCGGCCCGUCUGAACGAUGUACAACCGAGUGGUGGCCAGCGUCGUUUUGUUCUGUUAUGUUCUGAACGUGACAUCAGCGGAAAAGAAAUGGACAGAAUGGAGCGAGUGGACCACGUGCUCCACCACGUGCGAGUUCGGACUACGAGAGAGAAUUUCCCGCCUUAAUAACGAAGAUGGGGGCUUUACUAAUCUCACUAGGACCGAUCACAGAACGUGUUUAAAUGACGUCAUGUGUCCAGUGGCCGGUAACUGGACAAGUUGGAGCCCGUGGAGUCACUGUUCUAUGCCGUGCGGAAUGGGCCAACAGAAACGGGUCCGCCAUUGCGCAAAUCCACGCCCGGCCCACGGUGGAGCCGAGUGUUUUGGACCGGAGGAACAAACCCAGGAGUGCAAAAAUCAGCGAUGCCCACCUAUCCCUGCUGAUUUCUCCAUGGAUCUGUGUGAAGAUGAACACAGGAUCUUUCUGUGUCGCAGCGCCAUACAAUGUGUCAACAAAACGGAAGUAUGUAACAGGGUGGUAAACUGUCAUGACGGAAGUGACGAAAUGAGUUGUUACAGAUACGGUCCAAAUGCUUCCGCCUCCAUCCAAAACCUGCUAUCAACAGCCAUGACGAUAUUUCUUUGCCUGGUGUUGGUCCGUUUGACGUCCUGACGACACUGGGGUACCCAGCGUUAAUGACACGUCGAUAUAUUUUAUAUGAUUAAGAAUACUAAGACAUGGUGCUGUUUGUUUUAAAUGUUGAUGAUCGGCAUUAUUCCAUUAGAGUUACCUCCCGUUGGUCCGAUCAUUGCUGAUUGAAUUGAUUGUAGAUUUUAUAUUGUUUGUGGUUUAAUGAUACUAUCGAAGGUUGUUGUAGUUUACUGUAUGUCAUGUUUAUCCCUCCCACGCUUUAGGUAUAUAUAUGUAUAUCCUGGAAUGCUGAUGUUUUCACAUGCACGGGGUCGAUUACAUGAUAAGUCAAUUAAUUGAACUAUGUAUUAUAUCAUAUUAUUGACAUUACCAUUACGACAUGCAAUGUACUAAAGCUAAUGACAUUUACAGUUUAGUAAAUGAAAAUCGUAUGUAGAUGGCACUUUUUGUUUGAAAUCCUUUGAUACAUAAUUAUUUAAAUUACCGAAAGAGGCUAUUCUCAGUUGUUAGGUUUGUGUCCUCUUUGUAUGCAAUCUGUGAUUCCAACUUAACUUACCUGGCUAUGGCAUAUUGUCUAGUCUAUAAACAAUUGCUAAUUGAAAUGAUUUUCUGGUUUUUUGGACUGAUAGCUAAACAGUUUUCCGUUACUCCGGUCCAGUGACUAGUGACUAUAGACAUUAAUUUGUUUACAAAAGCGUUUAUGUCCUAAAUACAGUAUUUAAAACGUAAUCCAUCUACACACACACAUACGAGAUAUACCACACCUGUAAAAUAUCGAUAUUAUGUAUAUAAAUGUAUAUGUAAAUACAUUUUUGUAUGCUUUCAUGAUAAAAAAUGUCACCUUAAAACCCGUCAAACAUUUAUACUAUCAGUUAUACAGUCUUUUGAUAAUUAGUAAUAUAAGUCGUUUAUAUAAGAAUUUCUUAAUCAAUCACAACCUUCUUCAAAAUUAGCUGAAAUAAAUGGAUAUUUGUCUAUACAUGUAGAUGAAAUGUAAUUCGCUAUAACAGUAAGCUGACAUAUUUGUAGGUUGUAAUUUGUUAUAACAUUUAUUUUUCAGUGUAAAUGAUGAAAUUACCAUUUCUUGUAAUUAAAUUUACUCUCAAUUACACAUUACUUUUAUUUACUUGAAACAAAUUUAAAUUAAUGACCAUUACAUUUGAUUACCCUGUAAAUAUUAUAGGCGGAUAUUUCCUAGACAUACUUCCUCCAAAAAAUAUACAAUAUGAUUUUGUAGUCCCUAGUUGUGUUUUUAUUGUUUUUCACUUUUCAUAAUACAUUUUAUGAUAGAUGUAUCAUUUAUGUGACUUUUAUAUUGAUUUAUAAUAUAGAUGAUAUACAUACAUUAGGUGCUAUGUGUGAUGACGUUAUCUAUAGAAUCUGAGAUGUUUGUGAUCAUCAUGCAAAAGUUAAUGUAUGCAUUGUUAAAAGCGAAAUUCUCAACCUAAUCAUUUUUGUAUUAUAUUUUAAAAUACUUUUCAAUGAUAUUCUGAUUUAUAAUUUACAUUCUGUUCUAUAAAUUACUCAUUAUUACAGAUUACAUGCAUUUUUAACCUUUUAGUUCUUUCAGUUGUGUGUUUUAUUAGAAACGUUCUUGCCAGUGUGAAGUGUAGAACAGCCGGUGCUAUGGUAACUUAGUACCCUGGUAUCCAUAUACCGCACACCCACAAGUUUUCUACCGUUAUUAUGCUUGUAACAGUGCUGAGGGAAACAUGCCCGCACACGAUCUAUAUUUGUUUACAAGAGAAUGAAAUUUUUAUUGUGUCCGUGCAGUAUAACUUAUAUAUUUUUGAUAUACCAAGGUAUUUGAUAUAUUUUUGAUAUACCAAGGUAUUUGAACACAUCAUGUGUCCUUCACAUACAUUGUGUACGCUUACAUCGUGGUUUAAUAAUACAAUGGUUGCUAUAAUUAUUCGGUUUAGAGUGAAUAUUGUUUUAUUUGUUAGUAAAUGAAACGUUAUGCAAUACUCUAGGGUACUAUAUUUACAUCGUAAUUCCGCCAGUACUUGCCAUACGUAGUUGUCUUUUUUUUCUCUUUCCCUCUCUUUAUUUUUUGAUGUGUCAGCGCAGUCUUUACGACUAAAUUUUCUACAUUGUAUAUACAUGUAGAUGAUAUUUGUGUCGUUAAUAAUAAGGAUACCGGUAUUUCAGGGGUGUGAUUUGAGGGAGAGAGAGAGAUGUUUUUUUUCACAUGAUAAUUACUUGUGCUGUUUCUUGAAUAAAAAUACCUUAUAUUUGUAAGA
Molecule: messenger RNA, 3078 nt
Organism: Pecten maximus
Lineage: Eukaryota; Metazoa; Mollusca; Bivalvia; Pectinida; Pectinidae
Product: ectin-like
Exons: 6
Coding region: 221-856 (211 amino acids)
Molecular function (GO): protein binding
Source: RefSeq, a predicted model, not a curated record